Molecule: messenger RNA, 1594 nt
Organism: Cuscuta europaea
Lineage: Eukaryota; Viridiplantae; Streptophyta; Magnoliopsida; Solanales; Convolvulaceae
Source: the annotation of a GenBank genome assembly
CGCUUCUCUCUCCUUUCUCUCUCCUUUUAAUUGCCUUUCUCCCCAUUUACUACCUUUGCAUCUUUUUAUUACGAUUGAUUAUUAUUACUUUACUUCUUAAUUACGUAAGUUUCGAUUCUUCUCAUUUACAAGAAAAUUCAUUUACUACCCAUCUUCUCCAUCUUCAGCCGCACCACAUCCGCACCUCGCCGCACUUGGCCAUCACCUCUCCUACUGCAAUUUUUCUUUCGCUCACCUCAUUAUUCAUCUCCCCCAAUCUAUCGACGGUAACUCGAGAGUCAUGGCGCUGGGCUAUGUGCAGAGCACAUCACGAGCAUAUAAUUUUCAGAAGAUUAAGGUCUAACGGGAUUUUAGCAUCAUGACAUUCUUCCAUCUCAGAAGACAAGUUGGGUUCCUUCAUUAGGGAGCAAGUUUGCUGAUUGGGCCGAUAUACAUGAUAUAGUGACUGCUAUAUGUUACCAUCCAAACGACAAGAUAGAGGGGCAGUUUGGCAGGUAGAAAAGAAAAAUACCGCCUAACAGACCGAAGGUUCCGAUCGUUGAAGUUUUGGGCCAAUAUGCGGACCGUACAAAAACUACCUAUUAUCAUGGAGCCCUAGGUAUCUAUAUUGUCCUAAAUACUUCAAAGUCAUCAUUUACAAUGUGAGUUCUGACAUGAUUUUUUACUUUUCAUUUAUCAUCCAUCAUAUUAUACAUUUCGGGAUGUUUUUAGCCUUCUUUUAUAUCUAUAUGUUCCUCCAAAGAUAAAAUUCCUUUUUUGGCAGCUCAUGGUGGGUGCUCAUCCUACGGCAGAUAAGUUACAACAACACAGGGUAAAUGUGUUGGCAGAUUGUCCAGUGUGCAGCGAAGCGGAGGAGAAUGUUUUACAUUUUCUUUUGUAGUUGUCUGGAAACUAGAGAAAUCUUGUCUAAGUUAGGCACUCAGUUUGUGCGGCCAGUUGUUUCUUUUGUUGAAUAGAUACGAGUUAUGUUUGAGCAGUUAACAGAAGAGGAUUUGUGCAGAUUUACAGUGUGCUUGUGGAGCAUAUGGAAACACCGAAACAGCAGGUGUGGAAGAAAUCUUAUUUUUCCAUUAGGAAUGUGAUAGCAGGGGGAGCUGCAGCUUUGGGAGGUUGGCAUGAAGCACAACUACAAAGACAAAUAGCAGGGAAUGCAAAUCAUGAGGGAGCAAAGUGGGGGAAACUGGGAGUGGGGAGGACUAAAGUAAACAUGGAUGGGGUGGCAACAGAUUGGUCUCCGUUUAUAACGGAGGCGGUAGGAGUACAUGAAGCAAUGUUUUGGGCAAAGGAGAAAGUCUGGUCACGUACGGUUGUUGAAACAUAUGCUUUGUUAGUGGUGAUUGGGAUUUAGGGAGAGUCGGGUUUAUCUUAUUAUGAUAUUAUUAUUCUUGAUUAUAUUAGACAUAUGUUGCUAUCUGAUGAAAGCAUUGUUAUUAAUUAUUGUAUACGAUCUACGAAUUUGCUCAUAUUCUUGCUUGAGUGGGCGUUUCUUUGUCAGGUUGUAAUGACACCAAUUAUACGGUGCCUGAUUGCAUUGUAAAUCUAUUGGGCAAUGAUUAUUUGAUUUAAUAUAUUUGAACGUUUUCCAUAAAUAAAA